GUGUAUCGUGGGAAUACUUUUUUUCUGCGCAAGAACUUGAUAAAGAUUUUGAAAAUCAACAAAACUUACCACCAUUUGGAGAUAAUUGCGGUGACUGGAAAUUUGAGAGCAGUGUAAAAGGAUUUUCUGUUACAAUUCAACAAGAAUUCAACGAGAACUUUGCUGAAUUAAGAAAAAAUUAUUAUUUUAGAUCAGAAAUGCCUAGACUUGAACUGGGAGAUAAGAACUUAAAGCCAGAUUUCUUGGAAAACAAAUAUGUUAAUAGUUCAAUCAAUCGUGAACUGAAAUUAGAAACAAAUAAAAAAUCGGAUAAAUAA
Molecule: messenger RNA, 317 nt
Organism: Diversispora eburnea
Lineage: Eukaryota; Fungi; Glomeromycota; Glomeromycetes; Diversisporales; Diversisporaceae
Source: the annotation of a GenBank genome assembly